This is a messenger RNA of Haliotis rubra (blacklip abalone), 2909 nucleotides long. Its product is annotated as vezatin-like. The record is from RefSeq and is a predicted model, not a curated record. Gene Ontology annotation, molecular function: myosin binding. Bases 69 to 1949 code for a protein of 626 amino acids. The transcript is spliced from 13 exons. NCBI's taxonomy places the organism in Eukaryota, Metazoa, Mollusca, Gastropoda, Lepetellida, Haliotidae. Gene Ontology annotation, cellular component: plasma membrane. Gene Ontology annotation, biological process: cell-cell adhesion.
CUCAUAUUUGAGGGUAAAGGAAUUUGCAGUCAAAGGGAGGUCACUCUCAAUCAUCAUCUUUUGCGACGAUGGAAGAAGAUUUGGAUGAAGAUGUUAUUUUCGAGAAUUCUCCCCUGUACCAACACCUGAGGGAGGCAGGGGUGGAGGGCAUAGAUGCAGAACCAGUCCGAAUCAGUGGGAAAAGCUGCCACCAAACAGAUCAAGUGCAAGCACCUGUUCCCUCAGCAGUGUCCAGAGUGUCGAACAUCUGCAAGAAGUGUUUCAUCUUUCUUUCAACGCUCCUCCGUAAACACAACAAUCAGACAGACACAGUGGUGGACCAGUACAGGCACCAGGUGUUGUCUACACUGCGGUCAUCCAGAGUUCUUGUGGAGGAUGACCAGGUAUUCCUGCAGGACUUUGUCGAAGAGGAGCCACACCUACCUGAUGGUCGACGCCUAUCCACGACUCACAGGCUCUGGCUGAAACUCAUAUUCCCGUCAGUCCUUGUACCAUGUAUGGUAGCUUACAUCGUAGCCCGUCUGACAGACAGUGGCUCCCCCUACAGUGGGACCUCUGACCUGGUAGCAGGAGCUGUGGCAAUGUUGGGUGCAGUGUACGGAGCUGUGCAGGGGAUGGAGUACAGAAAGCGGCGUCAGUACAACCGACUGUACAACACGUUCACACAUUUCCUGGACACUUUCCUCAGUCUGGUGACUGUUUCACGCAAAAGUCUUCGGUUGAUACAGGAAACGGAACUUGUUGCCAGAGGCUUCACCUUAGUGAGUCAGAAGACCGCAGUGUGUCAACUGGACAGGAAGCCGUCUGCUGCCACCAGGAGGCAGUGUCCUCAACUCCGCAGGUGUCUGUUUGCUACAGCCCGGACCACCACGCUGCUGCUUAGAGAGACCACACUCAAACUGAUCCAUAGACACCCCUUGAUCCCAGAGAUAGAUUCCAUCUCCCAUUACCUGGCAGGGAUCCCCCUGGAGGACUAUGGACCAUGUCUACAGUCCCCCCAAGAUGAGGAGGACUCCAAACCAUGUCUACAGUCUCCCCUAGAUGAGGAGGACAGAGGUGAUAAGGAGGACAGGAUGCUGUACCACCUCACUGAUGGGUACUCGGUGGCAGCUCUCAAGGCCAUGACUGAACUAUUCCACCUCCACCUGUCCGAGUUUGUCCGGAGAUUGGCGCUGUGCUUCUCCCAGAACUCCCAGCGUACUGAUGGAGACAGAAACAAUCCAUUCGACACAGUUGAUCUUACAAGUGACCUCCAUAGGACUUUACAGACAGAAGAGUUGUCAUUGCACCGUCUGUAUGACUUCCAUAGGAGCAGUCCACAGGGGAGACAACCCAAAGGCCGCUCUCCUCACAACAAGUGUUCCUCACAGACAGAAGAGUUCUACAUAGCUGUGCACAGCCUUGACCUUCAUCUACAAGCAACAAUCACUAGGGUCCGAGAUCUAGCCAGUCAGCUUGAGUCUAGACUAGAAGAUGUUCCAACCAAUCAGGAAGGAGAAUCUGAGCAGGCAGCCAAUGAGAAGUGGCAGUCCUUAAUGGCAGGUAUAAAGGCGGAACUGGAAGCAUGUAAAGGAUGCUGGGACGAGGGAACGUCCCGUCUGGAGAAGGCCAGGAAGCAAGUUCCAAAACUGGAGGUCCCCCCGGAUCUAGUCUCAAAAAGUCCGGGAUCCAGAGUAAUUCCAUUUGCUGAGAUAGGAGACCCAAUCAUUGAGGAUCAGGUGUUUGAGGCGUACACUGACCCCGAUGAGGUGGAACCAGGGACCUGGAGCUGGGAGCCGAUUCUGUCCCCGGAAGAGCGUGAAAAGAAAAAGCGCGAGAAACAAGAGGCACUACGUCUGCUGACAGAGCUCAAAUCUGUCAUUUCUGUCCGGGCCUACGAUAGAGAGAAGAGGGAACAGAUCGCACUGUCAAAAAAUGGGUCAAGGAAAGAAAACUCUUUCAGGACAUGAUAUGUCGGAAAAUGCACCUCGAAGCAUGAUCCAGGGAGCUGAACAAAAGAGUUGUGACACUUCCAGUUUGUCUGGGAAGGAUGAGUCACAGUCAGUCUGUGAAAGCACAGAGUCAAACAAGACUUCCAGAGUGUUUGAAAAGGGGGAUAACUCUGAUAUGAGUAGAAACACCAGAUCAAACUCUGACAGUAGCAAUGAUUGUGAUGAUACGGAAGACAGGGAUAGUAUGUUCAGUGAGUUGAGGAAGGGUGGGUAUUCAUUCUCUCAACAGGAUGUUAGGGCUGAGUGUUUGAACUCUCCAACUGAGAGGCACCGACACCUGUGUGAGGGUGGUGUGCCUGAAAAUCUCCCAUCUGGUGACAGUCACAAUAAGCCUGAAGCACUAUCUGAUGAUGAUCUGAGAAGGAAUGAAGCACUAUCUGAUGAUGAUCGGAAAAAACCUGAAACCCCAUCUGCGGGUGACAAGCAGAUCAAGUCUGAAGCGCCACCUUGCAAUGAUGAACAGAGUAUGUCUGAAGCUCCAACUGGUGGUGAUUAUGAACAAUCCAGCACACCUCCAUAUUGCAAAGACUAUGCUCCAGUAGAGAGAGAGAGGACAUGAAGGAGAGGCUUGAGAGAAUCCAUGGAACCAAUCUUGGUUUUACAGCCAAUGUGGCUGCCAUGGCUGCUGCUAGAUCCGCAUUGCUUCGACAAAGUGAGCAGACAUUUGGUGACACCUUCGGAGACAGCAGUGAAGAUGAGGAAGAUGUUGUUGGAUAGAUGGCUACAUCACUCAUAUCUUGGCUAAGACAAUAUGGAGGAGAUCGGUUUCACAGAUGACAUGGGGACGUGCAUGUUCUUCUUUGGCCUCAAUACUUUAUUUCUUGUUUUCAGGAUUACCUGUUUUUCAUGAUAACCUGAAUGUAAGACUACAAGAAGCAGGUCUGAUUUGAAAGUGUAUUAAAAAAAUUAUAAAAAGAA